AGAAAGUAAAAUUAAAGACCACAAGAUUGUCAAGUAAAUCUCAUAUGAUUCCUUUCUCUAUUCUUCCACCACUACCUUUGAUCUGAUUUAUACCAAAACAUCUUCUUUUCUUGUCAAAAAGUAAACAGUAGUUUUAUUGUAUUAUGGAGAAAUGAGAGCAAGUUUCUACCUUGAUCUCCUUCAAAAUCACUUUAGCUGAAAUAGUAACACUGUGAAGAGUUCUUCUGCGUCUGAUCCAGAAAUCGUAGCUGAGAAAAGAAGAAGAAGAUGGCGUUUGUGACCACUGCUGAAGUAUGUGACGCGAAUCAAGAGCUGAUUCGGAGUGGUCAGCUCCGAGCUUUGCAACCCAUUUUUCAGAUUUACGGCCGUCGACAAAUAUUCUCAGGACCAGUUGUUACUGUCAAAGUAUUUGAAGACAAUGGCUUGAUCCGUCAAUUCCUGGAGGAGAAAGGGAACGGUAGAGUUCUUGUGGUUGAUGGUGGAGGGAGUCAAAGAUGUGCGAUACUCGGAGGUAACCCCGUGGUUCAAGCUCAGAACAACGGAUGGGCAGGGAUUGUUGUGAACGGAUGCAUCAGAGACGUGGAUGAGAUCAACGGUUGUGAUAUCGGAGUUAGAGCUUUGGCCUCUCAUCCGAUAAAGGCGAGUAAGAAGGGACUUGGAGAACAACGAGUUCCGGUUAAUAUUGCAGGGACACGGAUUUGUGAUGGAGAAUGGCUUUAUGCAGAUACUGAUGGGAUCCUUGUCUCCCAGAUUGAGUUAUCCGUUUAAACAACAACAAGGCUUGUCUCGUAUGUGAUCAGUUUUACUUGGUGGUUUAUUACCAUUGUUAUUUUCUUUUGUGUUCCACAUUAAACUCUAUGAAUCUUAUUACUUGAGCGACGGUUAAGUUAUGAUUGAAAAACUUAGUAUUACAUUUCGAAUGAA
Molecule: messenger RNA, 924 nt
Organism: Capsella rubella
Lineage: Eukaryota; Viridiplantae; Streptophyta; Magnoliopsida; Brassicales; Brassicaceae
Product: putative 4-hydroxy-4-methyl-2-oxoglutarate aldolase 2
Exons: 3
Coding region: 268-768 (166 amino acids)
Biological process (GO): regulation of RNA metabolic process
Molecular function (GO): ribonuclease inhibitor activity
Source: RefSeq, a predicted model, not a curated record